UAGCCCAACAUAGGAAAAGCAAAUAAGAAUUUCAACCCACUAACAUCUGCCAGGAUAACGAGCCGCUGGAAGCCUUGAUUAAGCCUCCGCCCACCUUCUGCUCUUAACAAGUCAAGCCCUCAUGCUGAGUUGCAUCACAGCUCUGCUCCCAGACGCACUGGCAAAUAAGACCAGAAUAACAUUUUCUCCGUACUGAAAUAUAAAGAAGCGAAGGAGUAACAUUUGUAAAUGACAAGAUGUUACAAUCCAGGAGAAGCGUUGAAGCCGAAAAACAUCAAUUACAGGAGCUCAACAACAGACUGGGCCAGUACCUGUCAAGAACAAUGCAAUUGGAGCAUGAAAACGCAAUCCUCAUAACUGAAAUAAACAAGAUAAGACAAGAGAAGACAGUGGAAUGGGACAACCAAUGUAUGGCUGAAAUGCGGGACCUGAGGAGAAUGGUGGGGCAACUAUCUUUUGAAAAGUCCCGAGCCGAGACUGAACGAGAGAAGCUUUGGCAAGAGUUUCAGAUGUUACAGUUGAUGUGUUGUGAGGAGCAGGUAGUAUGCAAAGACAUAGGUGGAGAGCUAAAAGGUUGCGAGAAGCAGCUUCAUAAAGCUCAACAGACCAAUGGGGAACUUGAAGAAUGUCUGUUCCAGCUUGAGAACGAGCACAAAUUCAUUGAGGAUGCACACAGACAAGAAAUGACCAAGCUCCGGAGCCAGGUGCAUUCACGACCUAUUGUUACCCAAACCUACCAUGGUCCUCCAGCGGUCUCGAUGGAAGAGAUGCAACAUUAUGCCCUCAGCCUGUCCGAAGGAUGGACGGACACCUUAGAGGUGUAUCGAAGGAAGGUCGAAGAUAUGGAGGAAUCGAUCAACGCGGACCAGACGAGGCUGGAUGAUCUCCAAAGGGAAAAGAUGCAGUAUGCCUCAGAGUUUGACAAAUUACGUAAAGAGGCUGAAAAGCAAGGUCAGAUUCAAAUACACCUGGAGGAACAGCUCAUAUACAUGCAGGAUAACUUCCACGGGGACAUCACCCAGUAUCAGGUGAUUAUUGAUCAGUUGGAGCGGGAGCGGGAAAUGUUGGCCAACACCAUGGCAGAAAAGGUCAGAGACCACCAGCAGCUACUGCAGGUCAAGAUGGAUCUGGGCAUGGAGGUGGCUUACUACAGGGCGCUUAUUGAAGGAGAUCAUCAGCAGCAUCUGCAGUCAAGAGGAAGAGUCAUAGAUAUUAAGAUGAUGCCUCCACAACAGUACAAACCAAGAGUUUUCACAUCCAGACAGGAUGUAAGGAAACAUCUGGAUGUGAAAUACAUGGAGCCAACCUCAAGCUUGAGAAGAUCACCUGUUCCAUCUCAGUAUGGUCGCACCAGUCCUUCCAGGGUCAUACCUAUCUCAGUCAAAGGAAGCAGCUACAACAGGAAUCAGAGUCCUACCACCAGAAGGGACAUGGUCUCAUUCACUAAAUCCCAGUCUGCAUCCUCAAGCUCUUCCUCCACUACCGUUAAACCUGUGGCCCAGAGUACGGUCAGGAAAAAUAUAGAUGCUCAGAAGAAAGUUGUGGAGGAGAGGAGUGUGAGAAUCAAAGAGGUGUCACAACACUCAGCUAAGUAUUCUCUUGACCAUUCACGAGGCACAGCAAACACAUCCAGUCCCAUUGCCUCACCCACUGCUGACCCCAAAUCAGUAAGAAUAGUGUCACCACCAAUGAUGAGUCUUAGCAGAAACACAGAGGAGGACAGCAAAAAGAAAGCAGAGAGGCAAGUUGAAAGAGAGGUGAGAGGAGAUGCAUUUGGUCUUCAGAAUGUCAAGAUGCAUGCCAAAGAUGGCAGCAUUACAGCAACCACGACAAGUGAUAAGAUGGUCCUAGACUCUGUGUCUAUGGAGGAACUCAUUGAGAAGGUCAUGAAACCUGCUGGUUUGGAUCGAAAGGUCUGCAGCUCAUCUCCAGACUCCAAGAUCACUUACCAUGUGGAGAAAACGGAGAAGGAGGACGGGUCAACAAAGACACAGAUUAUCCUGGAGUCCAAGGUGCAGGAGGAGCUGGAUAUGUCAGAGGACUUUGCACUGGAGGAACUUCUCAGCAAGGAAGUGAAACACGUGUCACUGGAGGAUAUCAAGGGCACUGCAACAGGAAACAUGAUUCAGAAUCUGCUCAGCCUUGGGCUGCAUGGAGGAGAGGACAUGGGAAACAAGACUGUCAAUGUGGAGAUCAUCGAGGAACCAGUGGAGGGUUACAGUGACGAGGAGUACGAGUUUGAGGAGAAGUCCACACCCAAGUUCUCCCAGCCCUCUUCAAUGUUCUUUCAGAUUGAAGAACUAGAGAAUGACCCUCACGGCACCAUAUACCAUGAGGGUGGUGCUGAAGUAAUGAAAACCUCCAUGACAGCAGCAAACUAUGGCAGUAAUGGUGGAUCUGUGAAGGUCCAGGAAGACUUCAGAGAUAGUGAAUCUCCAUACUACAGCCACAACCAAGAGUCUCAAGAGUAUUUUGUCUCCACACCUGAUGGAAAUCUGUCAGAGCCUGAGGAGGGUGGUGGUAUAGCAUCAUAUGGACAUGGUGAACGACCCUCCAGUGGUGGACGAAUGGUGGACGACUUUUCAGAUGAAAGGUACUACCAGGAGGGGGAAGUCUCAAAGAACAGAAUUUUUGUUGAGGAAAGCGAUAGUUACAGACCUGCAUCGGACAGCCAGUACAUGAAAGAUGACCACUCCUUGGCCCAAAAUAGUUACUCAGAGUGCAUCAUUGAAGAGGAGACCAUCCGUGUCUCCCCCACAGUGCAGGAGUCAAUGCUUGGAUACCUGAGAGAGGAAACCUUACACCCCAAAGAGCAACUGAGGGGAGCCCUAGAGAAGCUCCAAGGAACAGUGUCAGGGAGCCUGAAAGAAGAGUUGGCUCUCCUCACAAGACGCGGCAGUGAUAGUCCUCAGAACAUAUCUGUGGACAUAAAAAAAGUACACCAGUCCUCUGACAACGGAACCACGACUAUUGUGGCAGAGCUCAAGAGCUCAACAACUCUAGAGGACUCUGGGCAGCUGGGGGAGCAGGGGGAUGAUGUAUCUGAGGAGCAGAUAAUGGCGGCUCUAUGCUCCUCCAACCUUGGAGCAGAGGGAGGAUACACCCUGGACACAAAGGAGAUGUGCUGGGUGACUAGCAGUGAGGGACAGGGAGGCGAGUCCUCAACUGAUGUCACUGAGAAGCACAUCAAGCUGGGGCCAUCAGAGAAGUCAUUCCCAUUCCAGAUGGAUGUAAAUAAUGGCCAAGGACAGGAUCCCCCACUGAAGGUCACUCAUAAGAAAAGAGUUGCCACAGUCUAUCUUGAAUCUAAUGAAGAUUAGUUCUGAUUCAAAUGAGAUUUUUAUUAUAAUACUCCCCAUAUUAAGUCACACAUCAGUCAAUCAGUUGCAACAAACUGUAAGGUGAUGUUAUUCAAUGUGAUUCAUAAAUUGCUAUGCCUACAAUUGUGAUAAGAGUACAAAUUAUAGCUACUGCAUAUAUAUAUAUAUAAAAGGUUUUAAUAGCAUUUGUUACCCAUUUUCGUACUAACCUGUACCACAGAAUAGGGCUGUCUUUUUGCCAGAGAUACUAUAACCAAAUAUGGAACAAUGCUAAUAUAUCCUCCAUUGUUAUGGUUAAUGUUGCAGUCUUAAAACAUGUUCAACAUUUACAGUAUGUAUCUAGAAAAAAAACAUUAUACCUAUUGUUUCCUGUAAUGCCAUGUUAUUUUUAACCACAUUUAAAGCUAGUGGUUUGUUACUGAGGGAGUUCCUGUUGUUAAUAAGGUUGUUAAUGCUUAUUAAUUGUUCAUGCUUGUUAAUGCUAAUGAUGGCUAUAUUUGAAUGUGUUUAUGAUCGGGGACAAUAGUAUGUGUAUCAUGUCUUGUCAAAUGAAAUCUACUCACUAUUAAUGAUUUGAAUUGGAAAGAAAAAAAAGAAAAAAAUCAAAUGCAAUUCUAAAUCAGAUGGGGUGUAAUCGAGUGAUUCUGAUCACCACUUAGCAAAACCACUAAAUGUUUUCUACACGUAUGACAUUACUAUUAAGUUUCAAAAAUUUGUACCCUCAAAAGGGUUUUAUAGUUUAUCCUUCCGGUUCCCUCACCAUGAUCUUUUAACCUGCAAAUAGCUUUAGAGGGAACAAGAAGAAAUCCAACCAUCUUGAAUUCCAAAGACAGGUGUUUUUCUCUGCUUGUAGAGACACUGGUAGCAAGACAGACAUACUGUAAACAAGGUGGAGUGAACUUAAGGAAAGGAGAGACAGACAACUAGAGAGAGAAGCUGGAGAUAAGCAUAUGGUUCAUGUCUAAGACAAGACCUGUACAUCUACACUGAACAAAAAUAAACACAACAUGCAACAA
Oncorhynchus mykiss (rainbow trout) is the source of this 4336-nucleotide messenger RNA. Its product is annotated as synemin. Gene Ontology annotation, molecular function: structural constituent of muscle; intermediate filament binding; structural constituent of cytoskeleton. The record is from RefSeq and is a predicted model, not a curated record. Gene Ontology annotation, biological process: intermediate filament cytoskeleton organization; fast-twitch skeletal muscle fiber contraction. NCBI's taxonomy places the organism in Eukaryota, Metazoa, Chordata, Actinopteri, Salmoniformes, Salmonidae. Gene Ontology annotation, cellular component: intermediate filament; costamere; sarcolemma.